Uloborus diversus is the source of this 1407-nucleotide messenger RNA. RefSeq names its product N-alpha-acetyltransferase 80-like (gene Naa80). Bases 302 to 976 code for a protein of 224 amino acids. Gene Ontology annotation, cellular component: cytoplasm. Gene Ontology annotation, molecular function: acetyl-CoA binding; N-acetyltransferase activity. The record is from RefSeq and is a predicted model, not a curated record. The transcript is spliced from 6 exons. Gene Ontology annotation, biological process: protein acetylation. NCBI's taxonomy places the organism in Eukaryota, Metazoa, Arthropoda, Arachnida, Araneae, Uloboridae.
CACAGUACCAAAUUGGUAGAAAGUUUACUUAAAAAAAAACCUCUGAAGCAAAAUUUUCAAGCAUUAGUUUUGUUUAGUAAUUGAAAAGAUUUUUCUUAUCUUGUUUCUUGGCUUAAGAAUUUCCCCUAAAUCCUUGAGCUAACUUCUUUGAACCGAACUUCCACAGACUUAUACGGCGAUGGUAAUGUGAUCAUAGCUAAAUGUGGACUCAGUCUUUCAAAGAACGAGUGAAUUUCAAAUCAGAUUCAUGGUGGUAGACGGUGUAUGAUUGAAAGAGGCUUGAUCAAAAUAUCAUGUUAGCAUGAAAUUAGAUCAGCUUGAGAUUUUGUUUUUGCAUGACUGCAAAGAAUAUUUGGAGGAGUGUGCUAAUUUGUUGAACAAACAAUGGAAACGAAGCUUCUCUGCCAGGGUACAAUCACUUGAAAAAUCAUUUAAAGACUUACCAGAUUCCUUACUCUUGAUUGAAAAGACAGAGAAUGGGAGAAAAGUAAUUGGUCACAGUCGUUUAACCAGAGUUUUAGAAGAUCCUGCUGGUUGUUGGAUAGGAUCAGUUCUUAUUGAAGAAGAAAAGAGAAAUCAGGGCUUUGGAAAAUAUCUUAUGAUCAAAACUGAAGAAUAUGCCAAGAGCUUGAAAUUUCAUACAGCAUACUUAAAUACUCAAGAUCAACAGGGCUUCUAUGAGCAUUUAGGAUAUUCAUAUGGAACUGAAGUGUCAUCUAUAAGUUUUAAAGUAAAUAGACUAAAUUUGUUCAACAAGCCACUAAAAGGAAACAGCAAUUCAUGGAGUAGCAAUGAACAGAAAAACAAGCAAAACUGCUCAAAAAGUAUGAAUAAUGAAUUUCUUUCAUUGAGCACAAAACUUGAAGAUACAUCACUAACUCCACCCCUUCCUCCGCCUUUACCAUUAAAGCCAAUUAUCCAGACACAUCCAAUCAAAUCAAAUUUAGGCCAAUACUGGAUGAAAAAAAGUUUGUGAUGGGUAUUUUUCAUGUAAAAUAUAUUUUGUUGCCAUAUAUAUAUUUUUGCAAUGCAUUUAUAUAUGUAAAAUUGUUAUUUAUUGUUAAUCCUGUUGAUGGUAUAACUUUUUGAAAUGUUCAUGUUUGCCAAAAUAAUUUAAGUUUAAAGUGUGAAUAAGUGCAAUUAAAUCUCAAACAAAAUGCCAUAUUAAAACCAUUGUUGCCUAUUCUCUAUAAGUGUAAUGUUAAAAAAUAAAAUUGUUCAAAACUUAGUUUUGCUUGUCAUAAUUAUUAUUCAAAUACGUUGCUUAUUGCUUUUGAAGAUUGAUUGAAGAUAUAAAUAUAGCAUUCCAAUAAUAUGUGUUGAGAAUAACAAAUACAAUACAAAGCUGUUAUGACACUACUGUUUGAAAAGGUUCAUUAAUUAUUAUUGAGUAUGUUUCAGGUGCAA